Molecule: messenger RNA, 735 nt
Organism: Colletotrichum chrysophilum
Lineage: Eukaryota; Fungi; Ascomycota; Sordariomycetes; Glomerellales; Glomerellaceae
Exons: 1
Coding region: 1-735 (244 amino acids)
Molecular function (GO): peroxidase activity
Source: RefSeq, a predicted model, not a curated record
AUGCAACUCAAACUCGCAGCCAUAUGCAUGGCCCUCGCAGCCACCUCCGCAAACGCUCAAAUCGAAGAUCCAGAGCACCCGUACAUCCCGCCAACAGCCUCCGACCGCCGCUCACCCUGUCCGGCCCUGAACAUUCUUGCCAACCACGGCUACAUCAACCGCAAUGGGUCAUUCAUCACAGAAGAGAGCGCCACAGUCGCACAGAUGCAAGCCUUCAACUUCUCGCGUGCCGUCGCGGCCGGCCCCGUCCCUGCCGCUCUCAAAUACGCCACGACCGGCGUGAAUGGGACAUUCCACCUUGACGACCUCGCUCAGAAGCCCCUCGACCAUGAUGGCAGUCUGAGUCGCGGGGAUCUCGCCUUAGGUGACAAUCUGAAAUUCAAUCGAACCAUCUGGGACACCGUCGUGGCAAGGUUGCCGGAUGAGUACGUCACCUGGAAGCAGGCGGCUGAGGCGGGAGCAGCGAGGUUGGAGGAUGCGAGGAAAGAGAACCCGCAGUUCGAGCUUGAUGCGGCGGGGAUCCAGGCUACUUUUGACCAGAUGAGUGGUAUUCUGGCGGCUUUCGGAGGUAGCGUUGAGGAUGGAAAAGCGAGGAGGGAUUGGAUUAAUGCUAGCUUCGUGGAGGAGAGGCUACAAUGGUCUCUAGGGUGGAAGACGUCCGGGAAGGUUUUGGCUGGGGCUGACUUUGCCCCUAUGGCAACAGCUUUGAAAGAGUAUGCGCCUGGUGGUGUGUGA